This is a messenger RNA of Brassica napus (rape), 1461 nucleotides long. RefSeq lists its product as uncharacterized. NCBI's taxonomy places the organism in Eukaryota, Viridiplantae, Streptophyta, Magnoliopsida, Brassicales, Brassicaceae. The transcript has 3 exons. The record is from RefSeq and is a predicted model, not a curated record. The coding region runs from base 115 to 1224 and encodes 369 amino acids. Gene Ontology annotation, cellular component: intracellular membrane-bounded organelle.
UCAAAUUCGAUCAACAUCGAAAGAUCACCACUCUCGCAGCUCCGACGACGGCGAAAAGGAGGAGAAAGAUCAUACAGUUUUUUUUCCUUACGUUCGAUUUAAACUCUAUAGAAGAUGGUGAAAUCCUCUGAUUUCAAAGCAGUUCACAGAUUUAUUCAGUUGCACUACACUCGAGUCGUAAACCCCGUCACAGUUAGCCGCUCAAAGCUCUUCGUUUCGUCGUCUCCGGCGGCUUUUCCGUCAAAUGGGUUUACUCAGUUUCAUCCUAAAUCCAGUUUCCACAACUUUUCGUCGAUACCCACUACGAAAAGCCUCAGCUUUUACCAGAUUUGCGGACUAGCCUCGGCCAAGCCCGGCGUUAAAAACGUGAACUUUGCAUCGGCGUUGAGGCUGUUUUCCACCUCUGGGUUUCGUAAAGUCGACGGGAGUUUCGCGAGAAAGGUUGUUGAGAAGCCGAUGAAAGCUGUUAGUUCGAGUGUUGGUAGAUACCGAGUGGCGUUAGGGUUGCACGUUGAUGCGUUUUGGAAGAAGAAUAGCCUUGUGGUGUUUGGAGCAGGAGGUGUGUUCGUUUGUAUUUUCCUGUGGAGGAUCAUGUUUGGGAUUGCUAGCACUUUCGUUGGUCUCUCUGAGGGUAUGGCGAAGUAUGGCUUCCUUGCUCUCUCCUCUGCCAUUGUCGCUUUUGCUGGUUUAUACCUUCGAGCAAGGUUCACGAUAAAUCCUGAUAAAGUGUAUAGGAUUGCCAUGAGGAAGCUCAACACAGCGGCUAAUAUUCUUGAAGUUAUGGGUGCUCCUCUGACAGGAUCAGAUUUACGUGCUUAUGUGAUGUCAGGUGGUGGCAUUACAUUAAAAAAGUUUAAGCCAACAAUUAGGAGCAAGCGUUGCUUUCUUCUGUUCCCGGUUCAAGGUGCUGAGAGAAAGGGACUCGUUAGUGUUGAAGUCAAGAAGAAGAAAGGACAGUAUGACAUGAAGCUACUGGCAGUGGAUAUACCAAUGGCGUCUGGUCCUGAUCAACGUUUGUUCCUUAUCGGUGAUGAAGAAGAGUACAGAGUUGGUGGUGGUUUGAUAUCUGAGUUGAGAGAUCCUGUGGUGAAAGCAAUGGCAGCAGCUAAGGAGUUUGAUAAUCUUGACAGAAUUGAAGACGAAGAAGACGAGGAAAGAGAACUUCAAGAAGCUGAAAGGAAGCAACGCGAAGAAACCGAGAAGCUUGAAAAAGAUAGCUCUUAGUCGCUUUGUUAAAAUCUUCAGUGGAUAUAAACAGAAUACUAUGUUACUGCUUUUGGUUUGUGUCUUACGUAAACCGGUUUUUGGCUUGAGGGAAGAGAAAGUUUCUGUCUUUCCGGUUAGUUUCUAUUUAAGCAUAAAAUAAAAUGUUAAAAGUGACCAAUGCAGAAUCCAAAAGGUCAAGGCUGUAUGAGACUAUCACAUCUAUGUUGUCUAUUUUACAAAAUUAGCAAUUGGUUA